Schistosoma turkestanicum is the source of this 4080-nucleotide messenger RNA. Lineage: Eukaryota; Metazoa; Platyhelminthes; Trematoda; Strigeidida; Schistosomatidae. The record is from the annotation of a GenBank genome assembly.
UUAUUGAAAAAAGUAAACUGUACAUAAUUUGAAAUUAUUGUUUCCGAAUGCUGCAGCCUUAGUCCGAUUUCGCUUGCAUUAUACAUUUGUACAUACAUAAGAGUCCUUAUUUAUGAGUCGCUCGUUCACAGCCUCUGCUUUUUCGUCUAUCCUCUUAAAUUUUCUUAUAUUUUUAACUAAAAUCCUUUGAAAAACACAUCCUAAGGCUUAAAAGGCAUACGGGCAUACAAAGCUGCAAAACCGUCUGAGAUUCUAUUAACUUGUUGCUCAUUUUGAUGAUACCAACUGUAAAAGAACGUCAAGCUGGCUCUUAUGAUUUCAAAAAAUAUUAUGAAGACCUAUGCGCUUUGAGAAGUUGCGCUCCACUUUCUGCAAUCACAAACCACGUUAGUAAUGGCUUUCUUGACAUAUGUGCAGACAGAAUAAAAAUUCAAGAUUGGGACCCAGUUAUCGAUGCAAUUAAGGUUAACAAAAAUCUCAAUUUUAUUGCAGUUAGAAACUUCAGUAACUCAGGCGGUGUAGUUUUCUUAAAUCGACGACGUCCACCAGUUUUAUUAUCAAGUUCAAAAAUUUUAUUUAAUUUAUGCCGAGCAAUACGUUAUUGUGCAUAUUUUACAGAAAAUUUAACAUUUUUAGAAUUACAAAAUCUUCCAUUGAAUAGAAUAAGUUUAUUACAAAUUUGUGAAGGUAUUAAAAAAAAUCGUACAUUGAAACAUUUAUCAUUUGAAGGUUCCUCCAUAAACGAUGAUGGUCUUAAAGAACUUUGCCUCGUCUUACGUUUUGUUCCAAAUAUUUCAACGCUCAAUUUAACAGCAUGCAAUUUAUCAAAGGAUGGAAUAUCCCCAUUAACUGUACUCAUCAAUCAUCAAGCAAUGCAAAGACAUAAUGCUGCUUGGCAAGAAUCAUUACGUUAUCGUUUACCUGAACUUGAUCGUCUUGGUGGAUUAAAACGUAUCACAUUGAAUGAUAAUCCAAAUAUCGGUGAUGAAGGAUCAAUUAAAUUGGCUGACACAUUAAUUGAUGAUUUAUGGGUAAAAGCUAUUGAUUUACAAGCAUGUAAUUUAAGUGAUAAUUCAGCAAGUAUAUGGUUAUCUGUAUUGGUUGGAUUACGUAUAACUGAUGGAAAUCCAACACAGACCAAUCAUGAUGAAGGAAAACAAUUGAAAUCAAAAGAUAAUCCAUCUGUCAUAGAUGAUCAACAUCGUGGAAAUUAUACCUUAGUUGUUCUUGAUCUACGCAGAAAUCCUGAUAUAUCUCAUGAACUAUUACGUGCUGUCACAGAAAGAGCACUCAUCAAUUCCGAAGGGAAACAAACUGAAUUUAGUUGGUUAACAGCUGGCUUACAAACUCCAUCACAAUUAUGUUCUGGUGUGACUACAUAUCCAUGGCCAGGUCUAACGAAUCAUGAAUCAAACGAGAAAAUGCCUUCUACUAUGAUGAGUCGAGUAAAUUCAUUUGAUAAUCUUGUACAAAUGUCAAGAACUAAUCGAACAAAAUCAAUCACCACUAAUUUGUAUAAACAUCGAAGAAUUAUUGAUCCUGAUGAUAAAAAACUAUGUUGUUCAUGUCAUCGGCCAUUAAUGAAUCCAAGUGGUAGUAAACCAAGACGCCGUAGUGAAGGCACUAAAUAUUUUUUCGAUCAUACAACAAAUCAUAACUGUAAUGUAGAAUUGCAUAGAAAAACUAAACGUCCUUCAUAUGUUUGUGAAACUGGGCGACCUUUAAGCGAACGAGCAGCAUGGAAACCACCUGGUGUAGCUAAAACUACUAAUCAGAAACUUGCUACCAGUCAACCAAUUACUCCAUUAUCAAAUCGAACAAGUUUCACUGGAGGAAUACCAUGGAGGACUGCGGCAAGAUCAGCACGUUGUCGAGGUUAUCCAAAUUUUCACUGCCCUGGUAAAACAAGCCUUGAUGUACGUGCACUAAAUUUAGAUUAUGACAUUGUCAAAAAAUCGAUACCAGAUAAACAAGCAUCAAAUGUAAAUAAUAUGAAUCAAAACAGUCAUAAAUCUUUAGUGCAUUCAUGUACAAAACCGGUGAAUGGGACUGUGAAUGAUGAUGAUGAUGAUGAAUGUCAACAUCAUCAUCAAUCAUAUCAAGGUCAUUCGCAAUCACAACCGCCACAACACCAACAACAAUGUCUUCAACAUAAUCACCAUCGAACAACUUCUCAAAAAUCAUGUUCAAAAGCCAGUAAUUCUCCGAGAUUUUCAGCAAUCAAUAUGCAACACAAGUUAAAACAACUUAUGAAAAAAGUGACACAACUUGAGGAGGAUUUACAAAUAGAAAAACAGAAAUCGGAUCAAUUAAUAAAAUCACGUCAGUUUGUUCAACAUGAAGACAAAUCCAAACAACGAUUGGAAAUUGAUCAAAAUUCAGUAGAUCAAUUGAGAACUUUCAUUUGUCGUUUAACAGAUGCGAUUGAAAAUCUUCAAAAGUCCAAAGAGAAAUCCAAUAUAUCAAAUGAAGAAUUUGACAUUUUACAAGAUACAUUCGAAGAAUUAUGCGCUCUGUUAAGUCGUAUUACAGAACAAAAUUAUUUGGCUGAAAAAAUGGUCAAAAAUCUUAUGGAUAAAAAGAAACCUAUCGCUACUACUUAUGGUGAUGAUAUAAGUAGUGACAAGAAGGAUAAAGAAAAAAGUACAACUGAAAAAAACAUAAUUCAUCACAAUAAAUCAUUAUUAGAAGAUAAAACUGUUGUACACAAUAAUACUCAUAAUAAUAAACAAGGAAAAAGAAAUAUUCACUGGAAAACAGUUGCUAAAACACGUGCUGUACAAACGGAUGAUCUUGAAACUUCAGUUACAGAUGACGAUGCUGCUGAUGAUGAUGACGAUGAAAACAUAACUAGUAAUAAUAAUAAUCACGACAGAAAACCUACUACACAUAAACAUCAAACAUUCAAUCCGAAAAUUGCAUGGAUCCCUUCUACAUGUAUUGACAUUAAUGCAACUGAAGAUACGAGUGUCAAAUCUACCAUAACAAAUUCAUACAAUACUAGUAGUAAUAGUAAUAAUAAUAAUAAAGUAUUUCGUUCAAACUCAAAAACUAAACAAGGACAAGAUCAAUUAACCAAUGAUAAUAAUAAUAUUAAUAAUAACACAAUGAUAAACAAUCAUAAUGACAUACAUCUCAGCAAUGAUUCUAGCAGUGACCUUGACAAUCAUCACUAUGUUCAUUCAAACAAAAAUAAUACAGAUGACGAUGAUGAUCAUCAUCAUCAUGAUUCAAUUUAUUCAACAGAAAAACUUAUUGAUAAUAUGGAAAUUUACAAGAAAAGUUCACAAACUGAUCAGUUAUUUGCUGAAUUGAAAGCAGCUACAAUCAUUGGUACACCACAUUCAAGUAAAGAUGAUUAUGAUAUGAAAAGUCAAUUAGUACAUGAUAUUAAACAACUGAAUGAUUGUAUUAUAACAGGAAAGAAAAGUACUGAACUAUAUGACAUUGAUGAAAUAUCAAUACUAAAUAAUUCCAAUAAUUCACCAUGUGUUUUCAAUGAUUCUAAUCAUCAAAACAUCCACAAUAAAGAGAAUUUCAAUACAAUUGAAGAUAAUAAUAAAUGGAUUGAUCAACAACAAGUGAACAAUACUACUAAUCAAACAAUAAUCUCGUCAAUAAUUCAUCGAACAAAAUCUAAUGAAUUUCAUCCAUUGAACAUUGAACAGAACAAUGAUCAUUGUAUGAGCACUAUUUACGCUUGUGUCCAAUAAUAACAUGUACGUUUGAACUUUGUAUUGCAAAGGUUCCGCAUGUAGUUAAUGCAUUUCUUGGUUAAAAAAAAAAUCACUGAAGAUGUGGGUGAUACGUGUAAAAAUCUUAUCACAUAAAGUGAGAUGUGAAAAUAGAAACGUAUUGCCCGGUGAUUUUUUAUACAUGGAACAAUGAAUACACAUCUCCGGUGAUUUUCAACGAAGUGCUUAAACGACAUGGAACCUUUACAAAUACGAAUUUCAUGAGUAAAUGUUAUAGACACAAAUGUAAUAAAGCUCAAUUUUUUAGUUCUAUCAUUUUUGUUUGUCAAUUAUAUCGAAAUUGAAGUCUUUCAAAAAGUGCAUCUUAAAUUUUAUUUUAGCGGUU